AUGGCCAAGGAAAAGAUAGAAGCAGCAGAGGAGAAGGCCAGGGAAAAGACAGAAGCAGCAGAAGAGAAGGCCGAGGAAAAGACAGAUGCAGCAGAAGAGAAGGCCGAGGAAAGAACGGAAGAGGACAGGUCAAAGUAUUUGUACUUGGACGAAGAGUCGUUGUGGGAUACCUUACCCCAAGGCAUCGAUGAAGCAAGCGUCCAGUUGGAUACUCUGCCAGGUAAUCUUGAAAAGUUUUACCGGGAGUACGUCGCAAUCAUGAAGAGGAAAGCUUCGAUGCUACCGGACGGUUACGGAAAGAAGUGUACGAAUAUGCUGAAGGAGAUAAGGUCCCAAGACAUCUUCAGCGAAGACAUGAAGCUGUUCAAGCGAGCAGUUGGAGAGAAAGAGGAAAAGUAUAACGUGCUCAAGAAUGAGUACGAGCUGAAGAUAAAGGCUAUGGAAGAGAAGUGUGACCUGGAGCUGGAGAAGAUCACGAAGGAGAUAGAGCAGGCACGCAAAGAUGAAAAAAGAUUUGAAAGGUGA
Messenger RNA from Symbiodinium sp. CCMP2592, 525 nucleotides. The record is from the annotation of a GenBank genome assembly. Lineage: Eukaryota; Dinophyceae; Suessiales; Symbiodiniaceae.